Messenger RNA from Acanthaster planci (crown-of-thorns starfish), 3586 nucleotides. It is a transcript of the gene anos1, whose product is annotated as anosmin 1. Gene Ontology annotation, cellular component: extracellular region; cell surface. Gene Ontology annotation, biological process: neuron differentiation. NCBI's taxonomy places the organism in Eukaryota, Metazoa, Echinodermata, Asteroidea, Valvatida, Acanthasteridae. The record is from RefSeq and is a predicted model, not a curated record. Gene Ontology annotation, molecular function: protein binding; peptidase inhibitor activity.
AUACAGUGUAAUAAGUAAAGGUUACAAUACGGCGUAGUACAUGGCCCAUUGAAUUUGUGCUAUGUAGACGUAACUCCUGGACGUUUUGGGGUUGAAACCCCUGUUCAUAUUCCGCCAUUUUUGGAAACUUUUUCAUGUUCGACAGAGAAAAUGACGAGAUUGAAAGGUGUAGCUCUGCUAGGAGUACUUCUUGGAUCCAUUGGGACUACGUAUGGCAGUAUUUUAGAGGCACAGUGCCGAGCGAGGUGUUACACAUCAUUGCACAUCUCAAGGGGAGAAUCAUAUAGGAUAUCAUGUUCAAAUUCAACAAAUUGUUCGUCGUGUGUACUGCCAUGUGCAACACAGUACAAAACGUUAGCGCUAUGCAAGGCAAAAUGUGUGUCUGCGACAGAAUUGUCUUGGUGCCACGGCUCUUGCGAGUUCUUGAAACUCACCUACAGCCAAAAGCGCGGCAAUUGCCCACUGCCGGAAGACAUCAGUGGCUUCGGGAAGGCCUGUGCAGAGACCUGCUCCAACGAUUCACAGUGUAAUGGCAUACAAAAAUGCUGCUACAACGGCUGUGGUCACACCUGCCUAGAACCAAUUAUCAACAGAGGCGAACUUCCGCCCAAACCAAGAAAUUCGCCCACAGUGACAGAAAACGACGACGGCCAGUCAGUCACUAUUCGUUGGGAGCUGAGGAGACACGACCCUGAUCCAGGGGGCGUGGUUCUCUAUGUUGUCCAGGGGAGAAACAACACGGGCUACCAUCCAAGCACUAGCCGCAUGGGAGACUGGAAGGACCUAGCAAUCACUGACGAAAUGGAGUAUUUGGCGGAGCUCAAUGUGGGCAAAUACUACAGAAUCCAAGUGGCCACUGUCAACGAAAAUGGCUCUCUUGGCUUCUGCAAGCCAACGCUACCUUUCAGAUUAUCUCGAACUCCUGGAGUCCCGAGCCCACCGCUCAAUCUCCGAGAGGGCCAAUCGACUGACUUCAAUGGCUUCAUCAACCUCAGGGUCAUGUGGGACCCACCCAAGAACAGCGACCUGCAGGUCACCCGCUACCGUGUCUUCUACAGCGAGAGAGUCUCUCGGGCCCUCCCUGACCAUGUAUGGAUCGAGGAAAAAAGCCACAAUGUGCAAGGGGAUCAACAUGAAGUUACCCUGGAGGGUCUGCACCCAAAUACAAGGUAUUACAUUCAGGUUCUGGCUAUCGCCCAGUGGGGGGACGCCCGGAAACGCAGCGAGAGGACCUCCAUCUACAUCAGGACCAUAGACCUCACGCCCCCACGAGAUUCUCCUCCCAUCCUGACGAGAGUCGAGCAGCCAUCUUUGUCAGAGGAAGCGCCUGGUGUGGUGAGAGAGAUUGUUCCCGAUGACCCAUAUUGGGAAGACAGAAAGCUGAAAUGUCGCAUCUCCUGGCUGAAACCCAAAGGUUUUGAAAGGACUGUGAAUCGCUUCAUCAUACAUUGGCAGCCAAUGGGAUGUGCUAAUGAUCAUAUCAACAGCUCGUUAACUGCCACAACACAUGCCAAUGAAAUUUUUCCACGGUAUCCGGUCACGGGAGCCACAACACAUAAUCUGAAUUUCAACAUUUACGACCUGAUGUUUGACUGCCAGUAUCGGGUGUCCAUCGUUGCUGUGUCAGACAGCAUCCAAACCAGCCCAGAGGCAACCGUCCGAUUCUACACACCGCCUUGUAAUGAGCUCAGGGUCAAAGGUCGAGAGAAGCCCGACUGCCCCACGCCAUUGCCAGACAUACCAAGCCCUCCAGAGAACGUGACCUACUUUUUCAUGCUGUUGCACAACAGCAUCACUGCCCGCUUCACGUGGGACCCACCCCAUUUCUCCCUCUACCCAGUCAUCGGGUACCGGAUCAUGUGGGCAGAGCAUAGGACAUUUGAAGACAGGCUGUUUGGGGAAGGCUUUCCCUUACUGGCCAAGGUGGAAAACCUCAUCCUUCCCGCUACAAGGAGGUGGCAUGCCAUUGGAGACAUGAAGUCGGGGACAAGGUAUCGGGUUCAGAUCCAGGCACUGACAAACACCAGCGGUGGUGCGAUGGCCACCGAGGACAUCAAGACGCCCAGGAUACAGGACAAUACGCCAAGGUCUACGCCUGCACCAUCAUCGGUGUCAGUGUCGCCAACGGAAGAUGCCGCAUCAACUCCCAAGCCCACGGAUCAAAUGGAGGUUGGUGCUGGACACUCGGGAACAACGUCAUGGCACGCGGCCUCCAGAACCAGUCAGGGUCUGAUGCUGGUGGCCUGCUGUCUACUGUAUCUCACACUCAGAUGAUAAAGACAGCAGGGCCUAGACCGGGCACUCCUUAGGGUUGUAUAUAAACAUGAAAUGUUGUACUGGAUUCUUAAGACGUUUUCUACUCCUGAGUUAGUUGUCAUUAGAAGGGGUUUGUCGCACAUAGUGUCACAGGAUAGUUGUUGAUUUGGGGUAAAAGUUUCUUGGAAAAGUAUGUAUUUGAAACGGGUAAUCCUAGGAUACCUCACUGUGUUUGGCUGAUGUAGACCAACAGCUAUCCCUUAGAAUAACCCCCAGCAACUCUCCAAAAGUCUGUUCACUUUGAAUUCAGUUUUUCUUCAUUUUGGGGAAAAUUAAAACAGUGCCUGACAAAAACUGCUGAAAUUCGGUGGUCAGUAUUUAUUUAAAGUGUACAGUAAAAAAGUUGCUUAUGUAAUUUAAAAAGGAAAAACUCAUCAGUGCAUAGAGAUGGUGAAGUUCUUUAUCACAUUGUAUAUUUGUUUUUGUACUCUUGUAAGAUAUUGUACACAUAAACCCUUGUACAAAUUCAAAACAACAAUAUAUAUGUAAUUAUUGUCAUGUUUUAAAUAUGAUUUAAUUGUAUAUUUUUUAUGUGUUUGUUUCUGUCCUGUGUGGUGUUCCUGCUACAUCUAUCUCCUUGGUAACUAGCAAAAUUUCAGUUACUAAGGUAGCGCCCUUAUAAUUGCUCUUGUAGAGUUGCCAGAGAGCACAUCAAAGGCAGGGUACCAGUCACUGUGUUUCAGAGAAGGCAUCCAAAAGAUCUUGGAGCUUUCUCCAAAUUUAUGUUUCAAAAAAGAAUUCUGCCAUGCAUACUAACUUAGGGUAAUUGGUACGUGGAGUGAAAUUGUUGAGUUUUUACCCAUUGCCCUUUUUGGUAAGCUGUGUUGAAAGACUCGCUUUGCCUGGAUAAUAGUUUGAAUCUUCAUGGAAGUUUCACUAUCUUCAAAGAUACCAUUCAAAUAUCCAAUCACUCCGUGAAAUGUCAGAUAACUUGUUUUGUGUAAUAUGUAAAUUUGAAUGUCUCAGAUAAUGAUGUCUUUAAGCAGUAUAUCUGAGAAUUUUGUCAUGUGGAACAGAAUGAUGACUAUUUUUAUGUCGUAAAUCCUGUCCUUAUUUAAGUGUCCUUUUCAUGCGUAUCUCCAAUUUGGACGGCAGUUUUGUAACAGUGUACAGUUGCUUAAAACUGUUUGAAUGCUAAUGUUUGUACAAAACAAAACUUGAUUUGUUUUUUUUUAAGUGAUAUUGGACAUGAACUGGUAAUUGGAGGCUUCUGUAGUCCCUUUCUGUUACCUUUGAAUUUAUGGAAAAUGUAUAAAGGCCUGUUCCUUUA